GGCAGUUGAGGCUCCCAUGCCGCUCAUGCCCGCAAGCGAACCUGUCACGUGACAGGACCCCCUCAAAGCGCUCAAAGCUCUCGAACGACCCGCCAACGGCCCUAACCCGCCUAACCUGUGGCCCUAACUGCCCUAACCUCCUUGCAGCCAGCAUUCGCUGUUGCAAUGUUGCUGUAGUUGCUGUUUGUGCAUGAUGCUUGGCGGUUCGGCUGGUCUGGCCGUCAGGCCACUGCGGCCUUUAACAAAUUUUUAACAUUAGUGAACAAAAGGUUAGUGCGCAAACGAGCUGGUGGGGGUAAAACCGUUGGUUAAACCGUUAAACGUUUGACUGAAAACCCCGAGACUGGGACGAAAAGGGACGGACAAACAAAAAAAUUUCUAACCUUUUGUUCAAAAAAAGGUGUAGUUUUUAAAAUGAUGUUAUUUUGCAUUAGAAGGGCGGGAGGAAUCAUAUGUUUGUCUGUAUUCAGUAGCACCAAAAUCCUUUAGCAUCAGGGCGGUUGCUCCCAAAGGAUCGUCGCAGGCGACUAAGGCUAGGUGACGCAAAGUACCGCCCGUUACAAAGGGUAUCCAUCCAUUCAUGCGCCCUGCCGCCCGCGCCGCCGCUCUAUUUUUGCGAAGUAGGUGAAGACAGUGAAGAACACGGUGAAGAAGACGCUUCUGAGUGCUGUACUUUUAGCGAAUUUGUAAAUCGUUUUUGUAGGUUUUAGCGGGAUUUACUCGUACUCAGGUGGCCCGAGCUCGAGUGUAGAUCGAACGCGGCCCACUUCGGCGAUGUCCAUCCGCGAGAAGAAAGUCAAGCGGGUCAAGACGCAGAACGACGUCUCGAACUCUGGCGCCGCGCCGAACCUAAAUGUGGACUACUUCCUCCUGGAAGAAGAUGAGGCCAAAGCUCGGGAUUCGACGGAAGACGAGGCACUCUUCAAGCGAACGAGCGCCGAGAUCCAAAAGAACCUCAAGAUUCUCUUCGACAUGAAGCUGCAGAAAAGAUCCCAGGCUGACAUGGAGGACCUUCGAGUGCAGACGUCUUUCCUCUUCCUGAUGCUGAAGAAGAUCAACCGCCUGGACAAGCACCGGCUGAAGGUGGCCAGGGAUGCCGUUAACGAGAAGAAGCAGAAGGUGGACAACUUCCACCUGCAGCUUCAGAACCUGACCUACGAGGUGAUGCACCUUCAAAAGGAAGUCACCAAGUGCAUGGAAUUCAGGUCCAGAGACGAGGAGAUUGACCUGGUGCCGGUGGAAGAGUUUUACAGGGAAGCCCCAGCACAUGUGUCAAGACGGGCGGAAACCGACGCAGACCCCCACCAACUGACCCUGGCCAGGCUUCAAUGGGAGCUGGAGCAGAGGAAGCAACUGGCUAAGAAGCUGAAGGGCAUGGAGGCGAUGAAGCAGUCGUACCAGAAGGAGAUUGAGAAGAAGAAGGAGUGCAUUGACAACAUCCAGCCAACCUUACACUCCAUCCUGGAGGCGACGCAUCCACUGCACGCGGAGCUGGGCCUGCCGCUCCAGACGCACCAGCUGGAGCACGCUCACGCAGAGUACCUGCCUCGCCCACUCUAUGUCCUCUAUGUGCAGACCUCGGCCUACCGGGAAGCCUACGGAAAGAGCUUUGACGUGUCGAUCGAGGGAAACGUUGAAGAGUCCAAGGCCCUCCUGGCACCUAUGGAAGAGAAGCCAGAGGAAGACAGUGGGGAGUCCGAUCCAGAGGAAUCCACCAAAGGGAAGCGGCACCGGCGCAUGACACGGGGGAGCAGCACGUCCAGCGCGGCCAAGGUCCUGCACAAGCACCCGCUUAGUGUGGUCCUUGAGAUGCAGCUCAAAGGUUACACGCUGCAGAUGACCUUUGCCUACGUGAUUCCCCUGCACAUUGUGACCGUGGUGGCCAAGGUCAUGGAGCCUCACGGCACCUCCUGUGGCGUGUCUGCCGUCCCCGCCCUGAGCCCACCCUCCGUCUUGGACAACCUGCUCGGCGCGGACAACGGGACGAGCUCUCCCAACCCGGCCAACCACUUUCAGCUCAAGAAGAACGGCCUGGAGGACUUUGGGGCGGUGGUGAGCGAGGUGGGCAAGCCGUACCGCUGGGCCCAGCGGCUCUCGGGGCUCCAGUUCCUGGGCACGGGGGCCUCGGGGAGCGGGGCCCCCGUGGCCAGCCACGAGCUGGGACGGGCCUUCGUGGAGCAGGUGGCCACGGCCGUGCGCCUGCGCUUCUCCGCCCGGGUGGCCCUCUACGAGCAGCUGCUCUCUCUCGAGAAGGGCGUUGUGACGGUGCCGCCGAGCAUGGUGGACCACUUUCCAACCAAGGUGACCUCUGCCCUCAAGCUCUGGACCCAGGUCAGCCGAGAGGAGGUUGAGGGCCACCCUUCGUACUGCAAAAUGGAGGAGCUGGGCCUGGUGACAGGGGAGGAGCUCACAUACCAGGCGGUAUUCCGCAGGGGCUCUGCCAUGCUUAAGGCGUUCAUUCUGCUUGGAUACAACUAUCCAUCAGAGGCACCCCUGUUCCUGCUCACCCUUCAGCUGAGAGAAGAACGUUCCAGCAGGGACGACGACUCUGUCAAGGAGCUGGAGCGUGAGCUGAACGUGCACUGCGUGGAGCGCAUUGGAGCGGAGCAACGGGAGCAGCUGCUCAGCUACCAGCUGCAGCAGCUGCUCGUGGCCAUGGACGUACUCCUGGAGUCGCAGUCCUCUUCAGACGGACUCGACUGCCCCAGGGAGUUCUCCAACGAUACAGUGCUUGCACGCGUCGUCAGGGGUCGCAGCAGAAGCCGCCCUUACAAGUUCCUCUCCAAGCCAGGGAUCUUCACACAUCGGCUGUGAAGGCUGACCAUGAAUCAUCGCACAAUAAAAAUACCUCGACUAAUCAAAAA
Molecule: messenger RNA, 2864 nt
Organism: Ixodes scapularis (black-legged tick)
Lineage: Eukaryota; Metazoa; Arthropoda; Arachnida; Ixodida; Ixodidae
Gene: thoc5
Product: THO complex subunit 5 homolog
Exons: 19
Coding region: 775-2814 (679 amino acids)
Biological process (GO): mRNA export from nucleus; positive regulation of DNA-templated transcription, elongation
Cellular component (GO): THO complex part of transcription export complex
Molecular function (GO): mRNA binding
Source: RefSeq, a predicted model, not a curated record